Molecule: messenger RNA, 1243 nt
Organism: Radiomyces spectabilis
Lineage: Eukaryota; Fungi; Mucoromycota; Mucoromycetes; Mucorales; Radiomycetaceae
Product: P-loop containing nucleoside triphosphate hydrolase protein
Exons: 4
Coding region: 89-1165 (358 amino acids)
Biological process (GO): DNA repair; mitotic recombination; DNA recombinase assembly
Molecular function (GO): ATP-dependent DNA damage sensor activity; DNA strand exchange activity; double-stranded DNA binding
Source: RefSeq, a predicted model, not a curated record
AAACUUGCAGUGAGAACCUAUCCGGUCAAAGUGCUAACUCGAUCGGUUGUUGACCAGACCCUGCCAAGACACUACGACAGAGCAUGGAAUGGAGCAAGUCGCCAAACGUUUGGGUAUCUACGACAAAAUGGAGCAAGUCGGUUUAGAUGCACCGCAAGAGAUCUUGACGCGUUCAGUAGCUGAUCUCCAGAAAGUACUGAACAUCAACGAAAGCAAAGCGCAUGAACUGCUGAAUGCGGCUUCAGCAGACGUGUUUCCUUGGUCAGCACGACAACAAACCGCUUUGGAUCUUUCAACAGUAGAAGGACAGUUCCUUACCACAAACGAUCCUUCCCUCGAUAAGGUACUCGGCGGCGGUAUUCACAUCGGUACGGUGACCGAAGUCGUAGGCGAAAGUUCCUCAGGAAAGACGCAGCUAUGCUUACAACUAUGCCUGACCGCACAAAAACCUAUCGAUCAAAGUGGCUUAGGAGGAACUGCCGUCUAUUUGCACAGCGAAGGCCAUUUUCCCAUUGUUCGUUUGGAACAACUGGUGGAUGUUUACGCCUCAAAGUUCAAACUUGAUCGCGGGGCCAUGAAACGAUCGAUCCAUACCAUGAAAAUCAUCGAUAGCGAGCAACAAUACCGUCUUGUCGCAUAUCAGCUUCCUGCUUUUUUGGAACGAUAUACCCGUGUGCGACUGGUAGUGAUUGAUUCCAUUGGUGCCUCUUAUCGUGGGGAACCUUCCACCAGCAAUGAUAAACGGAGAUUUGAUCGCAUGACCGAAAUUUGCGACAUUGGAGCACGAUUGAAAAAAAUCGCACAGAAAUAUCGAGUCGCCGUCGUCGUCGUGAAUCAAGUAUCAGAUGUUCCCUCCUCCAAUAAUGAUGCAUUGCCUAUGGAUCACGUGGAUCCAUGGAUGGACUUUGCUAUUGCAUCCGAACCAUUACAGGAACAAUCACCUUCGCUGGGGCUAUUCAUCCAAUCGCUCAUCAAGAAACCAAUUCUGGGUCUGGCAUGGUCCAAUGCUGUGACCACUCGGAUCCGUUUAGCCCGAUCACCCAUGUCGGAAGGGAUCAGAACACGUAGAGUUUUAUUUGUGGAAUUUUGCCCAUUCGCUGCACGCAACGGUUUAGAAAUCCAAAUUGACGAACGAGGGGUGCAUAAACUGCGUGGUCGAGAUUAAUUUUCCCCAUGGGCUCAGAAAUUUUGAACAAAUUGAACAAAGGUCACAAUGUGACGGUUUUUGGUUCCUUUUUUUUUU